Anopheles gambiae (African malaria mosquito) is the source of this 922-nucleotide messenger RNA. RefSeq lists its product as uncharacterized. Lineage: Eukaryota; Metazoa; Arthropoda; Insecta; Diptera; Culicidae. The transcript is spliced from 3 exons. The record is from RefSeq and is a predicted model, not a curated record. The coding region runs from base 525 to 836 and encodes 103 amino acids.
UCUGGAAAUCGAAAACAAAUAUCAUCUUGUUUGCAUUCACCGUAACUGGCCACGGGUACAUCGAUUCAUUGUGUGUUGCGGUUGCGUUUGCGGCGGGAAAUCACUGAUGAUGUUGUGUCUUCCAAAUCGAUUGCUUAGACAAAAGCAAUCUUUCGUAGAAUACUUAUUUUCGUACUAAAAUUCCAAACCGAUCGCAAACAACGCGAGCAGCAAGGGUGUGUAGUUGCGAAUCACUAUUUACUUUCGUUCGCGACACACACGUGCGCUUAUCAGCACAGAACUCGGUUGGAACAACUUCGCGCCGUAUUUAUAAAAGUGCAAUCUGCACAAGCGAAACACUAUUUGUCUUCCAUCAAUCACCGCGAGCAGUGCGCGAUUUGUUGACUCAGCGCGAUCGCGAACUAACGCGCAGUAUAUAACGCGAGAAUCUUAGACUUUGAAAUCACAGUUCGCCGCAGAACGCGAGAGCAACAGCAAAGGCAAAGUGCAAGUUGCGUUCUUAACCUAUAUCGGUCAACGGCAAUAUGGCUUCGAAGCUGUUCGUGUUAGCCUUCCUGUGUGUCGCUUUGGUAAUGGUUGUGCAGAGUGCACCGCAGUAUGCCCGCGGCGACGUGCCAACUUAUGAUGAGGAAGAUUUUGACGAGGAAUCGUUAAAGCCCCACUCCUCAUCGUCAAGUGACGAUGGUGAGGAAGAGUUUGAUCCAAGCCUUCUCGAGGAACACGCCGACGCUCCCACCGCUCGGGAUCCCGGAAGGAACCCGGAAUUCCUCAGAAAUUCCAACACUGACGAACAAGCAUCUGCUCCGGCAGCGUCUUCUUCGGAGUCGGACGAAUAAUUGCAGGAGCAUCAAAUAUGUUAUAUCACGGAAUAUGUAGAACACAUUUAAGCAUCAAUAAAAUUACAGAAACGGUAUUACACCUA